Molecule: messenger RNA, 1454 nt
Organism: Sinocyclocheilus anshuiensis
Lineage: Eukaryota; Metazoa; Chordata; Actinopteri; Cypriniformes; Cyprinidae
Product: GSK3-beta interaction protein
Exons: 3
Coding region: 38-481 (147 amino acids)
Biological process (GO): regulation of canonical Wnt signaling pathway
Cellular component (GO): cytoplasm
Molecular function (GO): protein kinase A binding; kinase regulator activity
Source: RefSeq, a predicted model, not a curated record
AGCUGCGCAUAAUUGACGCGCGUGAGUCCUAGCCGGCAUGAGCCGGAAAUGUUCUGACGAGCUACCAGCGGAGGAGGGGAUGGAGGUGGACUGUACGCCAGAGGACCUGUCGAGGUGUUCGUAUGAGGAGCGCUGUGUGGAGCUGGGGGAGGUGAAGGACAUGCGGCUGGAGGCUGAGGCGGUGGUCAGUGAUGUGCUCUUCGCGGUCACAGACAUGCAGGUCUCUCACAGUCUCACCAGCGGACUGGAUGUGGCCUACAUAAACGUGGAGACCAGAGAGGGAAAGCGAUACUGCUUAGAGCUCACUGAGGCAGGGUUAAGGGUGGUGGGACACGUCUUCGAUCAGGUGGAUGAGGAGUUGAGCUCCCAGUAUCAUGAGACUGUUUACUCACUGCUGGAUUCUCUCAGCCCUGGAUACAGAGAAGCGUUUGGAAAUGCUCUGCUACAGAGACUGGAGAGGCUCAAACAAAACGGACAGUGAGGGCUUCAGUAUCAUUCACAAUAUCUCUGCUCGCUAACAGUUCAGUGCCGCUCUCAGCUUAAAGCAUCAGUGGUACCUUUUUCAGUUUUUAGCCUGUGAUAUGUUUUAACAGAUCAUCUUCUGACUUGCCUGUGAUGUUUUAAAGUAUUUUACUGUUAUUUGGAGAGGUAUCAUUGCUGUGACACAGCGGGCCCAGAUGAAUACUCCAUUUUUAUUCAUAUUUAUGCAAAUGAAAUAACCCUCAGAAAUAGCAACGUGCUGUUUUGAGGACUAUCGGGAAAUGUUUGAACUAAAGUCUUUUGUGUUCACAUACUAGUGCUCUGAUUUUGGAUGAACUGGGUCCUGCAAAUAUGAGUUUUAGAGCUCCAUACUGUACUUCGAUUUUGGUGUUUUUAAAAUCUGGUUUUAAAUAAUGAUUUUUAUUGAAAGAUUUUAAGUUACGCAGAACCCUUGAUUUACUGGUCAAAACAAAAUGCUGAGUAUUGCACUAAGUGAGAUAAAGCAGCCAUUUGCUGACUUUGUUUGAAAAGGCUGUGUAAAAAUAUGCUAUUAAGUUACAUUCCAUUUAAGUUCAGUUUUGAGCAGAAGGAAGAGAUUCAUUUAAAUAAAUGCAUUAAUACAGGAAGUUGUUGUAUGAUGGGUUUCUACCUCAUGUUGGGUGUUUAUUUUGACCUCUUUAGCAUGCCUGUGAAAUUGAUGUGUGUUUUCAGCUGGCAGGUGAUAAUGGUAUGCUGUUUUGUGAUAAUAGGAGCAAUGGACAGAAUUGGUCGUCUGGUUUUAGCAAAUUCCUGUGAAACCCAAUACUCUCUGUAUCUAUCCCAGACAAACCUGCUAAUAAUUUACAGAAUGUUUGCUUAGAUAACCAAGACGAAAAAGGGUUUCAAUGAUGUACAUGGCACAAAUAACUUCUGUACCUGAAGGAAUGUUGCUUGCUUUUGUUUAAUUGUAAUAAAAAGCACACAUUCAAAUGCUA